GCUCCGGCUGCAGGUUCCCCUCACCGCCUCAGUCUGUCAGGGAUGCACUGCCGGCUGGUGCCAACCUGAGCCGAGCGCUUGCCCAGUCUUCCGUCAUCUUAGUCAUUAUGCGGUGGGGCAAGGUGGCGCUGAAGUGAGGGGGAAGAGGAAGGCGGCUCGGAGAACGGGGGUGGUGGCGGACGCAGCAUAUAUUGCCAUCUACCUCGCGGCGCGAUGAAGAAGUUUUUUGAUGCCCGGAGGGAGGGCGCGGCCGCGGUGGCGGCAGGAGCUGGGAGCCAGUCCGGAAACGCCGGCGGGUGGUCGUCCUUCCAGGGGAAGGUGUGCACGGUGGGCCGCUACCAGGUCACGGUGGAAGAGCUGAUAGCGGAAGGUGGAUUUGCUGUUGUAUUUUUAUCGAAGAUGUCCAGUGGUGUAAGAUGUGCUCUGAAACGAAUGUAUGUAAACAGUGAACAUGACCUUCAAGUUUGUAAGCAAGAAAUAGCCAUUAUGAAAGAUCUUUGUGGGCAUAAAAAUAUUGUUAACUACCUUGACUCCAGUAUUACUUCGAUGAAUGUUAGUGAUGUAUGGGAGGUCCUUAUUCUAAUGGAAUACUGCAGAGGUGGUCAGGUUGUUAAUUUGAUGAACCAACGGUUGCAUUCUGGCUUCAGUGAAGCUGAAGUGCUGCAAAUAUUCUGUGACACUUGUGAAGCGGUGGCCAGGCUACAUCAAAGCAAACCUGCAAUCAUUCAUAGAGAUCUUAAGGUUGAAAACCUUUUACUUCACAAUAGUGGAAACUAUGUCCUCUGUGAUUUUGGAAGUGCUACAAACAAAUUUAUAUGUCCUCAGAUUGAAAGGGUUGAUGUAGUUGAGGAGGAAAUAAAAAAAUACACAACACUGUCAUACAGAGCACCAGAAAUGGUUAACCUUUACAGUGGAAAGUCUAUUACAACUAAAGCUGACGUAUGGGCACUUGGAUGUUUACUUUACAAACUUUGCUUCUUCACUUUACCAUUUGGAGAAAGCCAAGUAGCCAUCUGUGAUGGAAGUUUUACAAUUCCAGAUAAUUCUAGGUACUCUGAUGAACUACACAGUUUAAUACGAUACAUGCUUGAGGCUGACCCUGACAAAAGACCUGAUAUUUAUCAGGUUUCUUUCUUUGCAUUUAAGCUGGCAAAGAAAGUGUGUCCUGUUAAGAAUGUCAAUAAUGUUCAGAUUCCUGUGAAAAUGCCAGUGCCAGUAAAAGCUAGUGAAGUUGCUGUUAAAAAGUCUCAAACACGAGCAAGACUUACAGAUCCAAUACCAACUACAGAGACUUCGAUAGCACCUCGCCAGAGGCCUAAAGCAGGUCAGCCAACUUCUGCUUCAAGUGUUCUGACAUUUCAACCUGCUGUGACUCCAAGGAAAAGAUCUACCACACAGUUAGUUUCACAGACAACAACCUCACAGUUGGUCUCACAGCCAGUAACCACACAAAUGGUUUCACACCCAGCAGGAACCACAGCUGCAAGUAAUGGGCACAUUGGUCAGUUACAUGGUCAGCAAGCACAAAUCCCACCAGCAUAUCCGCAGCAUCUGCAACUGAAACCACAGGCACAUCCGUUACUUCAACAGCAGUGUUUGCUGCACCAACAACAAGCCUAUUUACAGCAGCAGCAAAUGCUUCAGACGGCGCAGCGAUACCAAAUGAUCCAGCAAGCUCAGCAGCAGAUGAUGCAGAAUUACUACCUACAGCAACAGUACACAACAGUCAUGCAACAGCAAGCGGCUUUGCGGCAGAUGAUGGCACAAGGAUGCAUUCAGCAACAGGUGAUCCUGCAGCAACACCCACAAGCUCUUACACACAUGCAGGAAAAGACUGAAGUUCCCCAAGCUCCACUUCCGUCCCAGCAGACAGCCAAACUGUUGUCACUGACGCCGCCAUCUUCACCGAAAGUACGAGCUGGUCAUAGGAGAAUUGUCAGUGAUGUUCCUUUCAGCAGUGUUUUUGGAGUGCCUGCCAGUCAUUCCUCUCAACAACUGGCAGCAGCUGCUGCUGAGGCAAAUCUUUAUAAAUCUAAAUCAGCCUCAACAAGUCCUGCAGUUUCCCCCAAAACAUCACAGCAAAAUAUUUAUAAUCCACCAGAUAUUUCCACAUGGAAUCCAUUUGGAGAUGACAAUUUUUCCAAGUUAACAGCAGAGGAACUUCUCAAUAAGGAAUUUGCUGAACUACGAAAAGAUAAAGAUGCAGAACAGAAGAAAGUACCAGCUGAAAAUAUAGCUCAAGGGUUUCCUUCUGGCAUGACUCUACCCCAGACAGAUAUUUUUGGAGCAUCACCUUUCACAUCAGGGACAGAAGCUAAAAUAUCAAUGGACACAUUAGAAUCUAGUUCAUCGGCAACUAUUUCUGAUUCUUUAAUACAUGGGCCACUAUCUGACUUCCCAGUUGACCUCCUGAUUUGUUUGGGAAAUGAUAACUCUGGGCGUAAUUCAGUUUCAAAUCCCAGAAUUCUUCCUGCUUCAGCUGACAGCACUGACCCUUUAACCCCUGCUAUGUCUUCUAAUCUGACUGGCUGUGGCAGUAUUGUCUCAAUGAAACAUACAAAGCAAAACAUUCCACCUGUUGUAGGAGGCAUGGCACAGGAUAAAACUGAACUGAGCUGUGGUGAAAUGGUCCAUUUUAUAGGACGUUGUUUAUCAACAUCCCUUAUUGAGGAGCAUUCAGGUGACCUUGCUCCUUCGACUGAGAUAAACAAGUUUGAAGAUUGUGAAGAUGCCAGACCUAUACUCACAGACAAACUAGAUUCUAAUCUAGUUGUAAAAAGUUAUGCAAAUCUACCUGAGUGGCAAGGAGAGGAUGCCACCCACGAUAUUUCUGUAGUUAAUAACAAAUUGUGUAAAAUGGGAUUAUCCGAUUCUAUUUCCAACAUUCAAGUAGCUGAAGAUUUCCAAAAUUCCACUCUGGAUUUAUUGGAAACCAAGACUCAUCCUUUUACGUCACCUGAUUUACCGGCUGUAACAUACAAUGGAGCUGAUAACGAAGAAACAGAUAUAUUUAAAAAUGCCCCAUUUACAUUUAAGGUAAAUUUUGAUGGUGAUCUCCAGCUUUCCACAAAUCCACCCUCUGGAAGUAAAGUAGCAUUAGCUCAGCUUGAUCCACACAUGCAACCCACUGAUUCUGUACAAACAGAUACAUUUGGCCACAUCCCAUCAGAAAAGACUCCUGUUUCAAGAAGGUCCUCCGCAGAAACCUGCCACUUGAAAUUGAAUGAAACUGAUUCGAGCAAAAAUGUGCAGUCAUUUGUGAGAAGAAUGACUUGUGCUUUAAGCAAAGCAGAACAGAACAGGGAUCAGAAAAAACUGUCAGAGGAUUACAAAGUAGAAACCCUGUGUCAUUUAGGGAAUCCUACACAUCAGUUGUUCUUAAAACCUUCUGAGUUAAAUCCUUUUCAUCAAUACUACUAUUCUGAAAACUCGAAUUACAAUGCCAAAGUACACACAGCCAGACAAAAUUGGACCUUGGGGAAACUGCAGACUGAUGGACUGUCCAAUGCACACCACCUUGCACCUUCAAGUUCACCACACCAGACAGAUGAUGAUCCAUUUUCUGCGGCACCUUUCCCAAUGAAAGGAUCAUAUAGGAAUUCAAACAAAUGCCUCAAAGAAUAA
Molecule: messenger RNA, 3624 nt
Organism: Hypanus sabinus (Atlantic stingray)
Lineage: Eukaryota; Metazoa; Chordata; Chondrichthyes; Myliobatiformes; Dasyatidae
Product: AP2-associated protein kinase 1-like
Exons: 19
Coding region: 214-3624 (1136 amino acids)
Biological process (GO): protein phosphorylation
Molecular function (GO): protein kinase activity; ATP binding
Source: RefSeq, a predicted model, not a curated record